AUGAGAUUAUAUUCGUUAAAAAAAUGUCUACGAAUUAGACGCGUGUUAGUUUUCGUUGUUAUAUUUGUACUCGUUACGACGGGUAUCAAAAUGAAAGAUUUUUUAAAAAUGAAUAAUAAUGAUUACGAUAAUGAUAAUUCAGGAAUGAUAAUAAAAAAAUACGAAUUGUAUAAAUACGUUGGUAAAACAUUUACCGUGGGUUUAUUUUUGAAAAAUCAAAGUCCCGGUAAUACGACAUAUUGUAAUUUUCGAUUAGGAGAUUCCGUCACGUUCAAUUACACGGAUAACGACGUGUCAUAUAGUCCAGAAUUGGGGGAAAAGGGUCCCUAUCGGAUACUAUAUAGCGUCGUGAAAGGUUUUCAAUAUAACAACACGGAAACAAAUUCCGUCACAUACGUCACGCACAUAACAUUAGAAUUUCUUUUUCACAUUGUGGAAAUAGCUAAAAGAUGGAGUGGACCCAUAAGCGUCGCUUGUUUCCUACCCGGUACGGAUACCAUACUGGCAUUGAAAGUUUUAGAAAAAAUGUGUUUUUGCGUUAAAGAAAUGGAAAAUGUCGACAUACAUUUCAUAUAUCCGAAAGAUCAUCCACCCAAAUUGAUGUCGUUGAAAAAUUAUUCAUUUUGGUUAGACAUGGAAGAAUAUAAUAUAUACACGCCUUGGAAAAUGAUCGAAACAAAUUCCGUUCAAAAAACGUCCGAUAAUAAUAAUAAUAAUAAUAAUACAUAUAUAAAUGACAAUAAAACAAAUAUUAAAACUACUACGACUACGUCUGCCACGACGAAUACGUACGAAGGUACUUGUUACGUACCUGAAAAAAUAUUAAAAAAUUCAUAUAAGAGUAAAAAAAAUUUAGUUUAUCCAAUAAAUGUGGCAAGAAAUGUGGCACGAUAUGGAUCUAGAAGUAAAUUUAUAUUAGUGUCAGAUAUUGAAUUGUUACCAAGUGAUAAUUUAGUAAAUGAAUUUUUAAAUAUGAUAAAAAGAUUAAAUGAAAAAAAUAAACAUUUGGGAGAACAUUAUUUUACAAAGAAAAAGCACGUUUACGUUCUUCCCGUUUUUGAAGUUUCUGAAACUGAACCUGAUGUACCAAGAACAAAAUCACAAUUGUUAGAUUUGUAUGAAAAAGAAAGAGCUGUUUAUUUUCACAGGUACAUUUGUACUCAUUGUCAACGUUUUCCUGGUAUACAAAGAUGGCUACAGAGAAAAGUACAUCCUAGAAUUAAAACUGGUACCAUACAGCCAUUAUUGGUUGUUAAAAGAGAAUUUCCAUAUCACAGAUGGGAACCUAUUUACAUAGGUACAAAUAAUGAACCUUUGUAUAGCGAAUUGUUAACUUGGGAAGGACAACAAGAUAAAAUGACUCAGAUGCAUGAAAUGUGUUUGUUGGAAUAUCGAUUUGUAAUACUCAAUGGAGCUUUUUUAGUACACACACCAGGAAUCAAAAGACGACACAUUGUUAAAAAAAAUACAAAAUUGUUAUUAAAAAAAGGAAAUUUGAAUUCGAUUGUUAUAACAAAUCAUUCGAGUUCAAAGGUCACAACUGAUAUAAAUUCUGCACAGAAAAAUGCACACAUGAAAAGAAAUUCUUAUCUAUAUCAAAUAAUAACACAAGAUGUUAUGGGAAGAUAUAAAUUUAAUCCAAGAUGUAGAAUUCAUUAA
This is a messenger RNA of Pediculus humanus corporis (human body louse), 1659 nucleotides long. RefSeq lists its product as uncharacterized. The record is from RefSeq and is a predicted model, not a curated record. NCBI's taxonomy places the organism in Eukaryota, Metazoa, Arthropoda, Insecta, Psocodea, Pediculidae. The coding region runs from base 1 to 1659 and encodes 552 amino acids. The transcript is spliced from 4 exons.